This is a messenger RNA of Brassica napus (rape), 2051 nucleotides long. RefSeq lists its product as uncharacterized. The transcript has 2 exons. Gene Ontology annotation, biological process: chloroplast organization; regulation of DNA-templated transcription. The coding region runs from base 892 to 1473 and encodes 193 amino acids. The record is from RefSeq and is a predicted model, not a curated record. Gene Ontology annotation, cellular component: chloroplast. Gene Ontology annotation, molecular function: double-stranded DNA binding. NCBI's taxonomy places the organism in Eukaryota, Viridiplantae, Streptophyta, Magnoliopsida, Brassicales, Brassicaceae.
UUUCGCAGUUUUGGUGGAAAUUUUUUUUCGCUGUUUUGGCGGGAAAAUGCUUUUUGCGGUUUUGGCGGGAAAUAUAUUUUUUGGUUUUAGUGGAAAAUAUGUUUUGACGAAAAAUUGUGUUUUCCGUUUCUGGAAGGAAAAUAUUUUUCGCGGUUUUUUGGGAAAACUUUUUUACGGAUUUUGGCGGGAUAUUAUUUUUUGCAGUUGACGGAAAAAUUUGUUUUGACGAAAAAUUGUGGUUUUGCGGUUUUGUGGGAAAAUGUUUUUUUCGCGGUUUUGGCGGGAAAAUGCGCUUUUGGUUCAGUUCGUUUAACAAUGUUAGGAACCGAAUGACAUCCAUUAAAAUUUUGGAUCCAAUUUGGUUCCGUUUUUUCGGUUCCAUUUUUUUGGUUAAUUUUGGAUAAUUCGUGUGAAAAAACAGUUUUUUUUUUUGUUUUUCAGCGUAAAUAUCAAGUAAUUUUAAAUUAAACAUAAUUAAUAUUUAUGAUAUGUAAACUGUAUUUUAGAUAUUCAGGUACAUAUACGGUUUGGUUCUAGUUCGGUUCUACAAUAUUAGAACCAUUCAGUUAUUUGUGAACUUUGGUUUGGAUUUGGAUUCAACUUUUUCGGUACACUUUCAGUUCGGUUUUCGGUUUUUAUGCAUUACAUGCCUAGAAAAUACCCUAAAACACACAAAUCGAGUUUCGACCAGGAAAAAAUGAUAUUCAAAAUUUAAGCCCAUUGGCCCAAAUAGGGCCCAAUAUCGUGUUAUUCAUCAAGACUUAGAUGAACAUGAACGACGGGGGACUUCAUGUGGCGUCUUCUCAAAGAGUUCUGUAAAUCAAAGAGAGAAUUAUCCUCUAACCGAAACGGGAAACUAGGUAUUUGCUGGUAUGUAUUCUCCGAUCCUCCAUGGAAGAAGGUCAGCCGAGUUGCAGAAAUGUCGUAAAUUUGAGAUAUUCAGUGAACCCUUUACCAAAUGCAUCUGCCUUAUUCAGUCUCUUCUCCUCUGCUGCUGCAUUUGCUACUGACGUGAGGUCUCGAAAAGUUUCGAGGACAAGGGCAAUCCUGAUUCUGUUCAAGAGUCAUGGGUUCACAGAUUCUCAGAUCUCCACCAUCGUCACAGACUACCCACUGUUGCUUAUAGCAGAUGCUGACAAGUCUCUUGGUCCCAAGCUUCAGUUUCUUCAGUCUAGAGGAGCUUACUGUGCCUAUUUCAAAAGUUCCAAGAAUCUUAGGUACUCCAGGGGACAAAAUCAUAAGCAGCUACUACGAUUUCGUUUAAGAGGUUAUAGAAGCAGACAAGAAGAGUUCCAAGCCCGGAACUUUUAUUUGCCACAGGGAAACAAACUGAGAAACGUUUCGCUUCUGAGAGACUUAGGCGUGCCUCAGAAGAGGUUGCUUGGGGCCAGCUACUCUUGUAUUUUUUCCUCUUUCCAUCCAUACACAAAGCGCAGAGCGCCUAGACGUAGUGUACUUAAAAGUGGCAAAUAGUUUACUCAUCAGCCCUCUCCACUGGAACUUCCACCGGAGCUGCGGAGGUUUCCACGGCAGCUACUUCAGUUGGUUUCUCCUCCUCUGCUUCUGGCUUCUUCUCUUCCUCCACAACCGCUUCUUCUUCUUUCUUGAUCUCCUCAGUCUCCAUUUUUGUUUCCUCUGCUUCUUCAGUUGGUUUCUCUGUUUCUUCAGCAACCACGUCUUUAUUCGUUACUUUUACUGGAGUUCGUUUUCUGUUACGGGAGCCUCGGUGGUUUCCUCCGGCUCCGCUGUCUUUGGUGGUGGCACCUCGACGUUCUCAGCUGCAGCUGGAGCCACUUGUUCAACCCUGUCAAACUCUUUCGUCACAUAGAUAUUAAAAAUAAAAACUGCGUGACGUUUUUCGUUUGGAAAAAAACAGCAAGUAAGUUGUUCUUUUGCUACCAAUUAUCCCCUAAUUUUAAGCUAUUAAUUUUGCUUACGUAUCAGGCUCAGCCUAGAAAUCCAUUGGAAAAUAUGUUUGUCCAAAUCUAAUUGCCAGGGAAUGUAUGUAUACGAAAUAUGAAAUAUGAUAUAAUUUUGGAUUAUUUAACCUA